Molecule: messenger RNA, 885 nt
Organism: Prorocentrum cordatum
Lineage: Eukaryota; Dinophyceae; Prorocentrales; Prorocentraceae
Source: the annotation of a GenBank genome assembly
GGCGCGCUGCGGGAGGGCCCGCAGACCGCGCGGCUGCCCUGCAGGGCCCCAGACGCCGGCCAGCCUCCUUGCGACCCCGAGGAGGCGGAGGCGCCGCCAGCGCCCGCGCACGAGGCCCUGGCCUCGCCGCAGGAGGAGAGCCCGCGCCAGCCGCGGCGGAGCGUGCGCCUGGAGCCCGGCGUGCGGCAGCUGGCCCCGCCGAGCGCGGAGCUGGACGCGCUGCUGCGGAGGCCGAAGCGGAGCGCGACGGGCACGGGCUGCGGCAGCCAGGAGUGCAGGCACCGCACCGACGCCAGCAACGAGCGGCUGCCACAGCUGCUCUCGGCGCUGCAGGGCCCCGCGGAGGCGCCGGCGUCGCCGCGCCCAGACGGGAUCUGCAGGGCCAGUGAAGACUCCGCCUCGAGCGUGCUGGGCCGGGUUCGGAGCAGCCUGCAGAGCAGCUACGGCUCGCUCCGCGCGGCCUGGGGCCACGUCGAGGCGGUCAGCAGCGACGGCGCCGUGCCCGUGGCCGUGCUGCAGGCGUCGCUCAUCAAGGCCGGGGUGGGCACGAGGGACGCGCACGCGUUCACGCAGGCUCUCGUCAUGGGCGCCUCGGCUCCCAUGCUGCGGCCUGCCAGGGGCAGCAAGCCGGCCGGCACUGCUGGGCUCAUCUCCGUGUCGCUGGGCGACGUUGCUGCUGCGCUGUCGGGCGCGGAGCCCACGCCGCGGGCGGUGGCCGCCGCGAGGUUCUCCACGAUGCACGGCAGCGUCUCGAGCAUGCUCUACGCCUCGGAGAGGAAGGGCGGCAUGUCUCGCCGAGACGCAAGGACCAUCCUGCGCUCGGCGCCGUAUGGGGCUCGUGCCUCGGAGGAUCACGCCUUCGUCCUGCCAGUCUCGGGCUUCUGA